AUGUUUUUCGACGAGGACGAGAUUGAGAAUGCGUUCUUUCACGAUACAACCACUGAACAACAUCAAUCGGAAGACAUGUUGUAUUCGGAAGAAGAAGAAUUUGCAAUGAAAAUUGUAGAAGAGAUUUAUCGAGAACGAUCGUUGCAUGAUCAACAAUUGAUGCUUUUGCAACGAAAGCGAAAAUUAUCAAACAGUAACCACCCAGGUUCUUCGUAUAAAUGCAACGCCACUUCUUCACUCUCUUCCUCUUCUUUGGUUUUAUGUGAUGAUGAAAAGGUAUUACUGAGUCAUUUACCAUCACGACGAACACAUGAUAAGGUUGAUUGGAAGGAGUAUUGUGACAUGACAAUGAGGCAACAAUUUUGGCUAAUGUCAUUGGACGAAAUGAUAUUGUGGAUUAUUUUCAAAAUCAAACAUUGCAUCAUGAUGUUGUUGCACAGAGAAUAA
This is a messenger RNA of Naegleria lovaniensis, 447 nucleotides long. RefSeq lists its product as uncharacterized. The record is from RefSeq and is a predicted model, not a curated record. The transcript has 2 exons. NCBI's taxonomy places the organism in Eukaryota, Heterolobosea, Eutetramitea, Acrasida, Naegleriidae. Bases 1 to 447 code for a protein of 148 amino acids.